CAGCUUGAACAGCAGUGCCAAUUUGCCCAUUCAGAACGAAACUAAUACCCAGAGAGAUAAGAAGUGUUUGUAUAUUUUUAAGUCGACCUUAUAUCGAUAAGCGCUUUAAACAGCUAUCAAAAUUAUGUCGUAUAACCGUAUGAAAACGCCAAAAGAUUUAACAACUGUCACAAAGCCCCUCAACAAUGAUGAGCGUUAUCCACCGAUACCAUUGCCAGCGCCACCGCCAGCCGGGCCAGAAACGAUGCACGCGGAAAACGUGAACAAUCCGAAUGCAGUCGCCAGGGAAACUAUGAAUCCGGCACCAUUUUUGGAGAGCGGACAAAUUAUAAUGCACAACAGUCCUGGAUUUUCUGGUGCAGAUGAUAGCUUGGAGGCAAAGAAUAUCAUUUUCAAUGAUCAAACCAUACGCAAGGGCUUCAUACGUAAAGUGUACUUUAUUCUCUUGACACAAUUGCUCUUCACUCUUGGUGUCAUAUCCAUAUUUGUGUAUCACGAGCCCACAAAACAGUUUGUCCGGGAAAAACCGAUGGUCGUGGGCGUCGCCAUGAUUGUCAACAUUGUGGUGCUGAUCUCGAUGGCCUGCUGUGAAACUGCUCGGCGCAACUUUCCGAUUAAUUUCAUCUGCCUGGGCCUAUUCACGGCUACCAUGUCCCUACUCCUGGGCGCCGUGGCCAGUACUCUAGACGCAAAUGUGGUGCUCUUGGCUGUGGGCAUAACUGCGCUGUUGGUUGUGGCUUUGUCCAUAUUCGCCAUACAAACCAAAUAUGAUUUCACAGCCUGGGGCGGCGUCCUAAUCUCGGUUGUUAUCUGUUUGUUGAUCCUUGCCUUUGCGGGUGCAUUUUUACGCGGAACCUUCGGUGAGACGGCGGUCUCAUGCCUUGGUGCUCUACUGGCCAGUUUUCUGCUAAUCUAUGAUACACAAUUGAUAAUUGGCGGCACGCACAAGUAUCAGUUUAAUCCGGAGGAUUAUAUUUUCGCUGCAUUAACUUUGUAUUUAGAUGUGGUGCGCAUCUUCUUGUAUGUAUUACGUCUAGCCAGAAGGUAAAUGAUUUUUGCUUGAUACUCAGAAAUAUUGCAUAAUGCUUACAUUAUGAAUCGAAUUACACAACCGCGUGUAUGUCUAUGUGAAUUUAUUAUUAAUUGUAUACAGGUUUUCUUAAAAGUUUACUUACAAAAUCGAAUUCCAAAAUAUUUUAGAUAACAUCAGCAAUAAGACUCCCAUAAUUGUAAAAAAAAAAAAAAGAAACAAAACAACAAUCCUUUAAUUUAAGCAAAACAUAAAGGCCAUCAAAUGGCAAGCCAAAACGCACAUUCAGAUGAAAAAUAAAUAUAUUUAGCCGAUAUUGAAUGGUUUAUAACCAACGCUUAAUCAGACUCUUGGCCUAAUCUUAACAUUGUUUGAGAUUCGCAAACGACUUUAAAGUAAAGUAAUCUGUUUUUUUUUUUAUAUAGUAUAUUAGGCAAUUCAAAUCACAAACAGACACUGGUUGCAUUAUUUUUGUUGUACUUUGUCCUUUAUUAAGCUAACGUUUUUGGCUCAUUUUCUAUAGUACACAUUUAAUAUAUGUUAUUAUAUUUAGUUAUUUGUAUUGAUUAUGUAUGAAUCUGUGUGUAACUAUCAAAUACAAUCACAAAACGUAUGUAAUUCCUUUUAAUUAUUUACAUAAAUAAUCGUAUUUAAGAUAGGGAGAGUAUCAUUAUAAAACAAAUAUUCAGUAUAAACACAAAUAAGUAACUAAGGCGUAUUUACUGGACAGAAGCUGCUCCGGCUGCUGUUCCAGCUGCUGUUCUGCUCAUGAAUCGCCUAUACAGAGUAUAGAACGUUCAUUAGUACACAUUUAUGUAUAAAUUUGAUCUAUGUAUGAUGUAACUACUCUAUGCUGAAAUCACUGUAAAUACAACGAACUUCUCUUGA
Drosophila virilis is the source of this 1918-nucleotide messenger RNA. Its product is annotated as protein lifeguard 1. Lineage: Eukaryota; Metazoa; Arthropoda; Insecta; Diptera; Drosophilidae. The record is from RefSeq and is a predicted model, not a curated record.